AGAUAGUUUGCCUCCGCUCGGCCACCGUCCGUCAGCCCUCAGCAUAUUUUGUCCUCCGGCCGCCGCCGUUUCGGAUUACUCACGGCUCGGAGUUCGGAGGUAGGGAGAGGUAUCUGUUUCGCGGAAGCUGGCUGGUGAGGCCGGCACCAUGGAGUCGCCUUUUAGUCCGGGAUUUCCUCACGUACCAGAGGAAGACUGGGAGUCUACGUUGUUUGCUGAACUUGGCUACUUCACAGAUGCUGAUGAGGUGCAGUUCGAUGCAGCAAAUGAAACUUACGAAAAUCAUUUUGAUCAUCUUAACUUUGAUUUGGAUUUGAUGCCUUGGGAAUCUGACAUUUGGAGCUCCAGUAGCCACUUCUGCUCAGUUAAAGAUAUUAAGACAGAACCCCAGCCUCUUUCUCCAGCUUCAAGUUGUUCAGUCUCAUCUCCUCUGUCCAUAGACUCCUGUUCGUCAACGCAGCAUGUUCCUGAGGAGUUGGAUUUGUCUUCCAGCUCUCAGUCUCCCCUGUCCUUAUAUGGUGAAAGCUGUAACAGUCCGUCCUCUGUAGAGCCUCUCAAGGAAGACAAGCCUGUCAUUGGUCCUGGAAACAAAACUGAACAUGGACUGACUCCAAAGAAAAAAAAUCAAAUGAGUUCAAAACCUUCAGUUCAGCCCAAGCCUUUAUUACUUCCAGCAGCACCCAAGACUCAACCAAAUGCCAAUGUUCCAGCAAAAACCAUCAUUAUUCAGACACUACCAGCCCUUAUGCCACUGGCAAAACAGCAAUCGAUUAUCAGUAUACAGCCUGCACCCACUAAAGGUCAGACUGUUCUGCUCUCCCAGCCUACUGUGGUUCAACUUCAGGCCCCUGGAGUGCUGCCUGCUGCUCAGCCAGUUCUGGCUGUCCCUGGUGGAGCCACACAGCUACCUAACCAUGUGGUGAAUGUGGUGCCAGCCCCUGUGGUGAGCAGUCCUGUGAGUGGAAAACUUUCCAUGCCUAAACCUGUCCUACAAAGCACCACAAGAAGUCUGGGUUCAGAUAUUGCUGUACUAAGGAGACAGCAACGGAUGAUAAAAAAUCGUGAGUCUGCUUGUCAGUCACGCAAGAAGAAGAAGGAGUAUAUGCUGGGACUGGAGGCCAGGUUGAAGGCUGCCCUUUCAGAGAAUGAGCAGCUGAAGAAGGAGAAUGGGUCCCUGAAGCGACAGCUGGACGAGGUGGUGUCAGAGAACCAGAGGCUUAAAGUCCCCAGUCCAAAGCGAAGAGCUGUCUGUGUGAUGAUUGUAUUGGCAUUUAUAGUGCUGAACUAUGGCCCCAUGAGCAUGUUGGAGCAGGAUUCCAGGAGAGUGAAGCCCAGCAUGAAUCCUGCAAGCCAAAGGAGGCAUCUUUUAGAAUUUUCUGCUAAAGAAGUUCAAGACCCAUCAGAUGGUGUCAACCAGAAAAACAGCUACAGAUAUGAUCAUUCUGUUUCCAAUGACAAAGCCUUAAUGGUGCUAACUGAAGAGCCACUGCUUUAUAUUCCUCCGCCUCCAUGUCAGCCCCUGAUUAAUACAACAGAAUCUCUCAGGUUGAACCAUGAGCUCCGAGGCUGGGUUCAUAGACACGAAGUAGAAAGGACGAAAUCAAGACGAAUGACAAAUCACCAACAGAAAACCCGUAUUCUUCAGGGUGCUCUGGAACAGGGCUCAAAUUCUCAGCUGAUGGCUGUCCAGUACACAGAAACCACUAGCAUCAGGAAUUCCGGGAAUGAGCUGCAAGUGUAUUAUGCUUCACCAGGAAGUUACCAAGGCUUCUUCGAAGCCAUCCGCAGGCGCGGAGACACGUUUUAUGUUGUGUCAUUUCGAAGGGAUUCGAAGGAUGGGAUGCAGAACUUUAUAGUCGACACCGCUUUCCCAGCAGCUUGUGGUACUUUUUUUACCCUGUGGGUCCUGGAGCUUGAACUCAGACUUUCAGGUUUUGUGGAUCACCUGCUAUUACCAGCUACCACCCAUAACAAGACCACAAGACCAAAAAUGUCAAUUGUAUUACCAGCAAUAAACAUAAAUGAUAACGUGAUCAAUGGGCAGGACUAUGAAGUGAUGAUGCAGAUUGACUGCCAGGUGAUGGACACCAGGAUCCUCCACAUCAAAAGCUCCUCCGUUCCUCCUUACCUCCGAGAUCAUCAGAGGAACCAAACCAACACCUUCUUUGGUCCCCCUCCCACAGCCACAGAGACGACCCACGUGGUCAGCACCAUUCCUGAGUCGUUACAGUAGUUCCCCGAGCUGCACUGGAAAGAAAGCAGUGGAGUGAAGAGCCGGUGAGGAGUGCUGCUCUCUGCCCCAUGGCAAGUGGAGAACUGCCCCAUGCCGUGACUCAGGGAAAGAGACAAAGAACAAGAAGCUGCUCUGCUUUUCACCGUCUGCCCACUGUGUUGACCGUGCUAGCGAGAGAGAGCAGUCCUCUCGGCGGGGCAGCCCUGUCGCAGAGUCGCUGGUGUCGGUUAUUCUCCUCUGUUUUUCCGCACUGCUUUUCCUGCUGGAUGUGUUUGUUCUUAGUCAUCUUCCUUCAGGUGCGACCCACCUCCUCUAUUGUCCACUGCACUUCCUUGCACAGUAAAGCAAUUUUUGCUUUAGAACACAUGCUCAUGUGGUUUCCACCAAUUGGCUUUCUCUCUCCUUCAAUUCAAAUUCAUUCUGAAUAUUACACUUGAGAACACACAUUUCAAAAAGCUAAACAGCCAAAAACAUCCCACAAAGAGUCAAAACAGUUUGGAAUUUGGGGUAAAAGGAUUGUCCCCAGUUGGUAAAGUUUAUUUUUACUUGUGAUUUGUGGUUCAGCCAUGAACAGAUAACUGUUAUGGGGUCAGAGAGUGAGCCACACGCUGGAAGAAGGCAAGGGAAGGCCAGUUGUGGAGCACAGGAAGAGGCAGUGAGUCCGUGUACACUUGUGUCUGAGCACUGGGAGCUGAGAUGGGCAGUGUAGGUUUGGAGCCACAGCUCCCUUUCUCUCCUGGGGUGCUGCGGAUCCUGAGGACCUCAGGGCAAGUGCUUCCUUUCAUUGUGAAUCCUCAGCCUAGGACACACUCCUGUGAAACCAGACUCUUGGAGGUGACUUCAGAUUUAAGCUAGACUAGAGAGUUUUCCCCUAAGCAUUGACUAUGCACACAGCUAGCAUGGAUUCCCACUGAGAGGCUGUGCCAUAGUGUGGCAAAAAUUUGCAAAGAAGGAAGGAAGGAAAGAAGGAAAAAAUCUGUUCCUGGGCAUAUGCCUUUAAUGUUAGCACUGGCCUGGUCUACAUAUUGAGUUCCAGGACAGCCAAAGCUAUAUAGAGAGACCAUCUCAAAACAAUAAAAUAAAAUGAAAAUCAAAAGUUAUGUUCACAUACAUUUUAUUGUAUUUUGCCUACUUCCCUUACCAUAGCAAGCAGCUAAAUUCAUAUUGUGCUGUACAUUGUACACUGGUAAAUUCUCAGAAAUGGGUGCCGGGACUUCAUUCUUCCUUGUGUGCUGCCGUCCUUCUGAAGAGAGAACUCCUUCAGAGCUUUGGAUAGAAUUUUCUCAGUUGGCUUGCAAGCCUUUGUCAGGUGUUUCCUUUCCAGUCUACACAACCCUCAAGGGUUGUAUGCAAUCUGCUUGUUUUCUGCCUGUGACCCCAUGAUGCCUGGUCCCUCACCAACAGCCAUUUUCUGGACAUUAUUGCUGUCCCCCAAGCUACUGAGAUGAUCUUGAGGCAGGGCCACUCUGCUGUUUUCCCUGGGAAUCUGGGGUGUCAGUCGUGCAGCUGCCUCCUUUCUCUACAGUGCAGACUGUUGGAAUUCAGUGCCACAGUUCAUCGUCACGGGCUCUUGGGUGAAUUUCAGCCGCACAUGUUUUCCCUGGGAACUGGUCUUCUAAUGGGUACCAAGGAAUAGAUAGCAAACACAUGGAAUACUUUUAGGGGUAGCCAUUUGUGAGGGAGGUGGGAUACCCUGUGACCCUGUUCUUUCCUGCAUAUGAAGUAGCCCAAAGAGAGGCUGUGGCUGUAGGCAGCGGCAGCAUCGUCAUUCCCCCUGCUGACCUACUGGAAGUCACCAAUAAUGUCUAAAGUGAUUCCAGUGGUACCUCUCCCUCCCGCUGGAGCACACAAGAAGAAGCCAUCUGGGGGCCUCUUCCCUUUUGCAUCUUUGCUCUGUUGUGUUCAUUCUACCAGUUCCUCAGACCAAAGGCUCAGUAGUGUCACAUUUGCUAAAGCUGAUGCCUCUCCGACAAGUGACAUUGGGGAUGCUGGUUGGGAGGAAGGCACAGCCAAAGAGCAGGCAGACAUACAGCACAGGCCAAGGAGCCAAGGAGCUGGGAAGGGCUGUCCAAAAGUACUCUGGAGCCUUGGAGCCUUGCCCUCUCUGCCCUCACUAGCCCUCCAGGUCUUGUCCUUCCCACCCCUAAGUCCAUCCUGAGGGAUGAGAAAUGUGGUCCUCCUCAGGGUAGUUUCAGGAAACAAGGGAAAGGCACUUGGCAGAUACGCAGACAUAGCCUGCUGUUUAAAUUGCUGAAAGAGCUAUCAUCUGUGAAUGUAGUAGUUUUUAUCUUAACGUUUGUGUGCUAGCUCGGGGCCAUUGGAAGGGGAAGCUGCUGUACUGGGAUCAGUUGAGCAGACAUUCAGGUUUUAUCUUUUAUUUUGAUGAGAUUGCCUUUUGGGGUUUAUAGUCUGGAAAUAUAGGGGCUAUAUGUGUACAUAAUAUAUAUAUUUUUUUAACUUAUUAAGUUUUGAAAUGUGAUUUUGCAAGAUUAUGAAAAAUUAAGUAAAUUUGAGCUAGAGAACUGGCUCAGUGGUUAACAGCACUUACUGUUCUUCCAGAAGACCCUGGUUCAGUUGACAGGUCACAGCCAUCUGUAACUCAGUUCCAGGGGGAUCGUAUACCUUUCCCUAACUUCUGUAGGCACCAGUCACACACAUGGUGCACACAUACAUGUGCAGGCAAAACACUGAUACACAUAAAAAAUAAAAAUAAAUCUGCUUUUUAAAUUAGUUCCAUUCCCAGAGGAAGUCAUCCACCUGUUACUAGAUGAUUCCGUGCCCUGGACCGUUGGCACUGAGAUGCUGGGAAGUGAUGACGGGAACUGACAGGGUCCUUCAUGUGUUUGCAAGUCCCCGGUUCUGAAAUUCAGCAGCAGUAAGUGGAUGUGUCCUGUUAACUGCUGGGUCAGAACUGCUUCUCUCUGGGGUUAGCUAGAGAACAGCUCCCUUAGAGUGGAACAUAAGCCUGCUUUCAGUUAGGAGACAAUGAGAAAGGUGCUUGGGGACAGAUGUCAUUCUUGUCACGCAUGGAGUACAGCAGCUUCACCUUAGACCACUGGCUAGAGUUUGCGUUUUUUAAAAUCCGGAGUCCCAUGGUUAUAAGUUCAUAGCAACCUUCUAAUUUCUUCCUUAUGAAGUUGCAGCACAAAGUUGGACCCUUUUUGCCUUUCCUAUUAGCAAGAAGUAGACACUGGACUGGCGAGAUGGCUGAGUUGUGGAGAGUCCUUGCUGCUUUUCCAGAGUACCCAAGUUCCAUUCCCAACACCCACAGCACAGCUCCUGCGGACAGCUGCCUGUAAUUCCAGCUCCAGAGGAUCCAGUGCCCUCUUCUGGCCUCCAUAGGCAUCUGCACAUACGUGGUACUCACACACACACACACAGACACAUAAAUAAAAGCAGUAAUAAUAAAGAAGCAGACAAGGAUGUACUUGAAAGUGAUAACAUCAUGCGAUUCUUUCCUAAAAUUUCCCAAAAAGCUGUUACUUAAAAACAGAGAAGGAACUGGUAUUCAAACUGACUUUUCUCUGAUCUUUAGAGAGACACUGUCCUGUCAGUCUUGCUGGCCCAAAUCUCUGUCCUGGACAAAUAUUCCCCAGUAGUCACCUUAGCGGGACGCUCUUGGACAUGGCUGCCACGACUAGAGCAUUUGACAAGGGAGAACUCCCGCAGUUUCACAAAUGUAAGACUAUUUCGGUCUUGUCAUUUUACUCUGAAAUCUGACAGAAAUGUACUACAGGGACGAACCCGGGGACUGUGUUUGACCUCCUCCCCUGCUGAAAGCUUCCAGUCCAGCUUCUGCUUCAGUGGCCUAUGAGAAGCAGUCACUUGAACUCCUUUGACCUAGAGAGCCAGGGUCUGAUCCCAUGCCCUCCCCUUUCGUCUGAACUCAUGGAGGUGCCCACCUGUGAAGGCAUUCUUCCCACCUUGGCCCGAGGGGCUGACUGCUUCCUUCAGCAGGUGCAUAGAUAGACCUGAAUGUCCAAGUGAGACACUCAUACGGCAGCUCUGUCAGAGGGACCCACCCCCACGCACGCUGCAUCUCUCCACGAUUGAUAGACACUUCCUGCCACCUACAGACCCCAUCUUCUGACCCACAUGUUCUUUUCAUCAGUUUAACUUAUGUAAGUAAUGAUUUUUUUCCUGCUAAUAUGAAUAUACUGUGUCAUAAUUUUAACAGAAAAAAAAACGUAGAGCACAGAAGAAACAUAAUGGAAUGAAGACAUUGUAAUUUCCACCCUAAUAGCACUUGGAGGAGGCAUUCCUCCCCAGCCCCCACUACGGGAAUCACGGGUGAUUUUUUAAAUAACUUCUGGACUACCUAUGUGAUAUCACCAGAGUCCAAAGGAACUAUGCACAUAGAAGAAAUACAGUUUUCUCCUGCCUAAGAAAAUUCUAUUAGUAUUCUAUUAGCUUAUAUUUUUAAUAACUAAGCUUAAAACAUAGUUUAUUUUGGAUAUUACUAGAACCUUCAGCAAUAUCUGUCAGGUACACAUCUAAUCUAUGAAAAAAGGAAUGAUAAACCUGUGCGAUUAGGAAACUUUCUGAGUUAUGUCAUAGCUAGCCAGUGUCACAGAAUGACCCUGUGUUCCACUGACUUUAAGCAUUGCAGACUUAGUGCAUGAAAAGACUUAACUUAUAUUGGGUUUAAGAAUAAAUAAGUCACUUGUCAAGGUCAGCAAAUACCACACUGGUGUGGUUUUUGUCCUCAGUUAACUGAUUAUAGUUAAGUAAACCAGGAAAUGUGGCGUAUUGCCCAGUAUGCUAAUCCCAGACUGAACUAGUAGAUUGACUUCAUGGCAAGUGUGUAUCGAUUGAACUAUCUUAAUUAUCCACUCUGGUUUCUGAGUAGUUGCCAGGAUUCAGGAGAUGUUGAAAGCUAUGAAACACUAUUGGUCUUUGAGAUUCUAGAUUUUCCCCCUCCUCAUGGUAAUAAGGCUCAGCUAAAGCCAGUAGAACAAUAUCCAUGAUCAUUUAAAGAUGUUGGAAGAUGGGUAUGUAGCUCAGAUGAAAGAGUGCUUUCCUAGAAUGCCUGAAGCCAUGAGUUCCUUCACCAGUACCAGGCAUGGUGGAGUAUGCUUAGAGUCCUAGCCCUUGGGAGGUGGAGGUGGGAAGAUCAGGAGUUUAGGGUCAGCCUGGGCUACGUGAGAACCUGUCUCAUCAUGUGUUUAAGAAAUGUGGGAAAGAUAUAUUGUUCUCUCCUUUAAUAAUUAUGUCCGUUUACAAUAAAUAAUGGCAACAGACUAUUUCAGACUCUCAAAUAAGUCUUUAUAAUGCAAUACCUGUUCUUUCUCUAAGAUCCAAAUAAAGAGUUUUAAAACUUG
Myodes glareolus (Bank vole) is the source of this 7554-nucleotide messenger RNA. The record is from RefSeq and is a predicted model, not a curated record. Lineage: Eukaryota; Metazoa; Chordata; Mammalia; Rodentia; Cricetidae.